CGUUGGACGGGAAGGAUCACGCGCAAAAGCUCUUGAUUUUCAUCUCGCAGAUUUAUCGUAAUUUCUUUUUGUCGUCAGAAAAAUAUAAAAUCCCCUCGAGAACAGUACUUAAGACAUAUCCUCUAUUCAUUAAGUGCAGUGUCAGUGGAAAAAUUAAAUCUAUAUCUCUUGAGUGAGAAAAAUGAAAAAUCCCUGAAAUGUGAGCAUGAAGUAAAUUCAAUUACACUUGAGUGAGAGUUUCUGAUGAUAAAAAAAAGAGUGAAUAAAAUUUAACUUCAAAGUUCUUUUUCCUUUCGUUGAGAGUAUCAGUGUUUAAGAGAUUAUAAUCAUUUUAGACCGAAAAAGGGGUGCAAAAAAAAAAGAUAAACACUCAACCAUGAAUUUUGAAAGUCAGUGUAACUGAAAGUGGAAAAAGUUCAGAGAGUGUGAGGGAAAAGUUGUGAAAAAGUUAGUGUUCAGAAGGCAAAAAAGCACACGAUGGAUUACAUCAAGGAAUUGGAUAUUCGUCUAGACAAAGAAUACUACUAUGCUGGAGAAAUUCUUGUGGGACGAGUAAUUCUGGAUACUUCAGAGAAUUUCAAAUUGAAAUCUAUUCGGUUGGUGCUUCGGGGUAAGGCUCAUGCAGAGUGGAAGGUAUUUGUGUCUGGUGACAAGAGGACUGUCAAGGAUGAUCAGUACUACAUUGACGAGAGGGCAGUCAUUUGGGGCCAGAAGUCCAAUGAUGGGGAUCACGAAGCUGUUCCCAUCCUCCAGCGUGGUCAUCAUGAAUUUCCCUUUCGUUUUGGCAUCCCCGAGACCAAUCUACCAUGCAGCUUUGAGUCCAGAGCCUGCCAGAUUCGAUACUACAUCAAGGUGACUCUGGACAUUCCUUACGCUUCUCCUCCUCAAGGCAUCAAAUACUUCACCAUCAUUGGACCUCAUAUUGACUGCAUGGAGGAGCAGUACCUGAAGCCACUCAGUGGGCAAGACAAAAAGGUGAAGUGCUGUUUGUGCUGCGCCAAGGGACCCGUUACGCUCAGCUGUUCUCUGGACCGAAGCGCUUAUUGCUGUGGAGAGACGCUCAAACUAAAGGCCGUGAUAGACAAUCAAGGGGAGGAUACUACAAGGCUAAAGGUCCGGCUUCUACAGCUGUGUGAGUUUUUCGUUGAAAGAGGUGUUCUGGGGGUCACGAAGGAGGUGCAGCAUCUGGUGCUGGAGUAUAAGGGUGAAUCCAUAAAUCCCACGGAAAAGUCAGACACGGUUACUAAUCUUCGGAUUCCCACUCUGCCCACUACCAUGAUUAAUGUUUGUCGUCUUGUGCAAAUCUACUAUCAAUUGGUGGUCUGCUUGGAAUUCGACAAGACUGGUGACGAUUUGCAAAUAAUAUUUCCAAUAACAAUCGCAACAGUUCCCUUUAGAAUACCAAAUAGCAAUCUACAGCCAAUUCUCGGAUAUGAUUUGGCCUGUGAUCACGUUGAGGGUGGCAUCUAUAUAGGGCCGGAAUUUUUAUUAGGCGAAGUUUAUGACGGUUUUACGAGCAAUGAAAAUGAACCACGUGAGAUAUCACCCCUCUAUCGUCCAGUGUACAUCACUGUGAUUAAAAGUUCACAGCAAAUGGCGUCAAAUUCUGCUGAUAAGAGAUUCAACAAGAAUUAAUUUAACUGAGGGGAUACACAUUGUUGAAACACUUUCACACACGCAAUAAGGAUUUGGGAUCCUCCUUGGGACCUAUUCUGACCAUUGAGACACUUUACGUUUACUCUCUGCUCUGAAUACAAAAUUCCGUUAGCACUGUGCAACAAUUUAUUUAUUUUUUUACUUCACUUUAUUUGCUCUUUCGCCCCUUGCGCCUUUAAUCUAGGCAAAUUCAUGUUUAUUAUUUUUUCUAUAUAAAUGGUCAUAGUUAUGAUUCUGCAUUUAAAAAAAAUAAACAUCUUUUAGGAUUCUAAAAAUUUGUAUGUGCAAAUAUACAAAUAUGUAUUAUUAUAUUAUUUUAUUCAUUUUAAGGUGAAAAUAAAGAACAAUAUUUCGUUUAACUGGAGAGUAAAAAAAACUAAUACAAAUCCCGGGUAACAUGAGGUAAACUAUUGCUCCAAUUAUCUUAUUUUGAUACAUUUGGUAAAUAGUGAGUUAACAAUUUAAAAUUAAGGCAUUGCUUUGAAUUAAGUACUUAUUAAGUACUUAAUUAAGUACUUAACUAGUUAACCCGGAUAGUAAGAAAGACAAUACUGGUAAUUCUUGAUAGGUAAUAAUUUAAAUGUUUACACGUUUAUAGAAAGGGGUCAAAUUUAUAAAAUUAGC
Molecule: messenger RNA, 2280 nt
Organism: Phlebotomus papatasi
Lineage: Eukaryota; Metazoa; Arthropoda; Insecta; Diptera; Psychodidae
Product: arrestin domain-containing protein 3-like
Exons: 8
Coding region: 478-1635 (385 amino acids)
Biological process (GO): protein transport
Cellular component (GO): cytoplasm
Source: RefSeq, a predicted model, not a curated record